Messenger RNA from Perca fluviatilis (European perch), 5194 nucleotides. RefSeq names its product nucleotide-binding oligomerization domain containing 2 (gene nod2). Gene Ontology annotation, cellular component: cytosol. Lineage: Eukaryota; Metazoa; Chordata; Actinopteri; Perciformes; Percidae. Gene Ontology annotation, biological process: response to muramyl dipeptide; regulation of apoptotic process; defense response to bacterium. The record is from RefSeq and is a predicted model, not a curated record. The coding region runs from base 526 to 3495 and encodes 989 amino acids. Gene Ontology annotation, molecular function: protein binding. The transcript is spliced from 10 exons.
ACAUCUCAGUGAAGAGUGGGCAUUGGCUGGCAUGUGGCAAACUAUAUUCAAUAUGUUUCAUCUCAUUUGCUGGCAAGGUUUAGUUUCUAUUUUACAGGAGGGACUUGGUAGCCCAAUCAGUAUCACUUCAGCUGUGGAAUGAGGAAGAGGCAAGUUGUGUAGUGCAGCGUCUCUGCCCAAAUGACAGAUUGAGGAAAGAAAGCUCUCUGUUACGGAGACUUUGACGUGAGUGAUAAUCGUACAAUGGUGUUACAGUAUAUUGCUUGCCUCUGCGUUUGAAGUCCUUUAGAUCAAUCUUUUGUUUUUGUAUGUAUGUUUUAAGCGUGUAGCACUUACAUACACAAACAUGGUCAGUGUGUAUGAAUCAAAAACAAAAAGGCUACGGUGUGGAUACUAAUCCUGCGAUAUCUGAGUGAAACUCCUCAUGACUAAUCAUGAUAACAUGCCGGUGUUCACUGUGUCAAGUUUUCAGACUGGAAGUACACUUUGGAUGUACCUGAGUAGGAAAGCUGACAUGCAAAAAGCAUGUCUGUCCAGGAGCUUGUGCUAAGACAACGGACAGAGAUACUGAAUGCACUGUGCAGCAGCGGGUCAGCUGAGCUUCUGGAACAGGUUCUGGACAUACUACUGGCCCAGGGGGAGCUCAUAUGGGAGGACUACCAGAACAUACAGGUACCGGGUAGGGCACUGUAUACCAAUGCCAGACAGUUGCUCGACCUGAUUUAUACAAAGGGUUUGGAAACCUGUGGGCUCUUCCUUGCUGCUCUCAAACAGGUCCUGCCAAAAGUGCAUGGCGAUGGCCUCACGUUUUCAGGAUGCUGUUCAAAUCUAGAGGAAAAAGAAGAAUAUCAUAGCACAUCUACUCAGACUCUUCUGACUCAAAGACCAAGCCUGGUCAGCAAGCUACAAUGCUGCAUUGAUGGUGCUCUAAAAGCUCUUGUCAUAUCAGGACACUUCACCUCAGCAGACUGCGAUGAAGUGCGGCUACCUAUACACACCCCCUCUCAGCAGGCAAGGCGUUUGCUCGACCAUGUCAGAUCAAAAGGAGAAUCAGCAGCGAAGGUUGUACUGCAGUACAUUCAUCAAAAACAGGAAUCUGGAUCUCCACUGAAUCAGGAGAAAUGGACUCCUCCCAAAGAGGUCUUUAAGUAUCAGAAGAAGCUCAGCAGUUCUGUGUCUGCUCAGUCCUGCUUUCUCAGUACUUAUGGAGGGACCAGCCACAUGUCUCUGGAUGACAUCUACACUAAAGGUGAGCUGGAACUAGCUCAUAACUGUGUUGAUGUCCAUGGACCUUUGGGCCUGGAGGACAUACUUGGUACAGUGGGUACAGUGAACGAGGAGGCCGACACGGUGCUGGUGUCUGGGGAUGCUGGCGGUGGGAAGAGCACCUUACUCCAAAGGCUGCACUUGCUUUGGGCUCGGGGGUCAGCCCUCCAGGACUUUCUCCUUCUGUUUCCAUUCAGCUGUCGCAGGUUGAACUCAGAGACCAGGGAACUGUCCGUUCAGGAAUUGCUGUUUCAGCACUGCUGCUGGCCAGACAGGGAGCAGGAGGAGAUUUUCCAGUUCAUCCUGGACCACCCACAUCUCAUUCUCUUCACUUUUGAUGGCCUGGAUGAGCUCAAGCAGAGUUUUUCAGAUGAGCACAGGCUCUGCUGCCCCACUCAGCGUGCACCUGUACACAUACUAUUGUUCAACUUAAUCCAGGGUUCCCUACUGAAGGGAGUGCGGAAAGUGGUGACUAGUCGCCCAGAGGCAGUGGGCCCUGUGUUGAAGAAACACCUCCGCAAAGAGGUCCUCCUGAAAGGCUUUUCCCCAAGCGGGAUUGACUGUUUUGUGAGGAAGCAUCACAGUGACCCCACUGUAGCUGCUAAGGUUUUGGAGUCCCUACAGACAAACACAGCUUUACUUGGACUGUGUCAUAGUCCAGUCCUCUGCUGGAUUGUCUCCCAGUGCCAUAAGGAGCUGCUAGGCUGUGGAGAGGGCAGCCCACAAACAAUCACAGACGUUUACCUAAUGAUCCUACAGCACUUUUUACAGCAUCAAACCUCCCCGAAGAGCACCACAGGAUUAGAUUGGCUUCAGGAGCACCUAAAAACAGUCUUGCAUCUAGGAAAGCUUGCCUUUGAGGGGAUAGGAGCCACCUGUUACAUCUUCUCAGGUCCAGACUUGGAGACAUGUGGUGUAACUGAGAAGGAUAUCUGCAUGGGCUUUCUCAUUCAAAGCAAAGAUAUGUCCUCCACUCACAGUAAAUGCUAUGAAUUCCUUCAUGUGACUAUGCAAUGUUUCUUUGCUGCUCUGUACAUAGUUUUGUCAAAUAAUACUGACCGUUCAACUAUCCCUAGGCUCUUUGAGCCACGGAACAUGAGGGAGACAGGUCUGAGCAGCACAUGUUUCAUGGCCUGCAUGCCUUCCACUGACAAACAAGAGCGGGCUUUAGAGGGGGAAGCUACAGCAGCUGAAACACCAAAUCUGCAAAUAACAGCCACCUUUGUGUCUGGACUACUGUCCCAGCGCCACCGAAGCCUGUGGCUCCACUGCUGCCCCACUGCUGUGAUGGAGAAGAGGGUCAGACAGGUGUCGAGAUGCCUGUCCAAAGGCAUGCAGAAACACUUUAAGUCUAUCCCUCAACCUGUAGAGGGGGAGAAGAAGAGCAUGCAUGCAAUGCCGGGCUUCGUCUGGCUUAUAAAAUGCAUCUAUGAGAUGCAGGAGAGCAGGAUUGCUAAAUGUGCCAUGAGUAAGCUUGAGGUGGACCACCUGAAGCUGACCUACUGUAACAUUGGUCCUGUAGAGUGCACUGCACUAGCCUAUGUUCUCCAGCAUUUAAGGAAUCCUGUAGGCCUCCAGCUGGACAACAACUCUGUAGGCGAUGUUGGAGUGGAACAGCUUCUUCCCUGCAUGCACAUUUGUAAUUCCCUGUACCUCAGAAAUAAUAACAUUACAGAUGAGGGGAUCCGCAAACUGCUUGCCAAAGGUAUCCAGUGUGACAACUUCCGGAAAAUUGCGCUCUUCAACAACAAGCUAACUGAUGCUUGCACACAACACUUUUGUCAUCUUCUGAAGACCAAGCAGAAUUUCCUCUCUCUAAGGUUAGGCAACAAUAAUAUAACAGAAGAAGGAGCAAAGCAGCUGGCAGAGGGACUGAAAUUCAACCAUUCACUGCAGUAUUUAGGGCUCUGGGGCAAUAAGAUAGGUGAUGCAGGAACAGAGGCCCUUGCCAGUGCCCUAGAGAGCAGCAAAUCUCUGGUGUGGCUAAGCCUGGUAGGCAAUGGUGUGGGGAGUGCAGGAGCAUGUGCCCUCGCUAACAUUAUCAAGAACAGUACGUCACUGGAAGAGCUUUGGUUGACAGACAACUGCAUAACCAGAACAGGGGUGGAAUGUCUGAUUCAAGCCCUAGAACAUAAUACUCAUGUGAUAUCAGUAUGGUUGAGAAACAAUGACCUCAGUUUGGAGGAGGUAGAGGAGAUGACACAACGGGAAUCGAGAUUGACCUUCUGAUUUUGUAUAAAGUUGGCCAAGGACUGUGUAUUGCAUUAAGUACUGUUUCUAUUUAUUAUAGGAAAUAUUUUAUAUCAAAAUGUGAAAUUUAAAAUGUGUUUGCUGAAGUGUAUCUUGGUUUUCUGCUUAAAAGAGCAAUAUGCCACUUUUCAUCUAUUUUUUUCAUCCUUUCAUCCUUUUUUUAUCCAAAUACACAAAAUAUAUCCAACUUUAUCUUGGGUUUCUUUUGUAGGUGUAUGUGAUGAUAGGAUCACAAAAAGCACAACACCACCAGCACUACUACUACAACCCGAAUUCUAGAAAAGUUGGGACGUUUUUUAAAUUUUAAUAAAAUGAAAACUAAAAGACUUUCAAAUCACAUGAGCCAAUAUUUUAUUCACAAUAGAACAUAGAUAACAUAGCAAAUGUUUAAACUGAGAAAUUUUACACUUUUAUCCACUUAAUUAGCUCAUAUAAAAUGAAAUGCCUGCUACAGGUCUCAAAAAAGUUGGCACGGGGGCAACAAAUGGCUACAAAAGCUAGCAGGUUUGAAAAGAUUCAGCUGGGAGAACAUCUAGUGACUAAUUAAGUUAAUUGAUAUCAGGUCUGUAACAUGAUUAGCUAUAAAAGGUAUGUCUUAGAGAAGCAGAGUCUCUCAGAAGUAAAGAUAGGCAGAGGCUCUCCAAUCUGUGAAAGACUGCGUAAAAAGUGUGGAAUUGUGUAAUACUUUUAAAAACAAUGUUCCUCAACGUCAAAUUGCAAAGGCUUUGCAAAUCUCAUCAUCUACAGUGCAUAACAUCAUCAAAAGAUUCAGAGAAACUGGAGAAAUCUCUGUGCGUAAGGCACAAGGCCGGAGACCUUUAUUGGAUGCCCGUGGUCUUCGGGCCCUCAGACGACACUGCAUCACUCAUCGGCAUGAUUGUGUCAAUGACAUUACUAAAUGGGCCCAGGAAUACUUCCAGAAACCACUGUCGGUAAACACAAUCCGCCGUGCCAUCCGCAGAUGCCAACUAAAGCUCUAUCAUGCAAAAAGGAAGCCAUAUGUGAACAUUGUCCAGAAGCGCCGUCGUGUCCUGUGGGCCAAGGCUCAUUUAAAAUGGACUAUUUCAAAGUGGAAUAGUGUUCUAUGGUCAGACGAGUCCAAAUUUGAAAUCACGGACGCCGUGUCCUCCGGGCUCUGUGAAUGCUGAAAGGUAUAAAAGGUUUUAGAGCAACAUAUGCUUCUCUCCAAACGACAUCUAUUUCAGGGAAGGCCUUUUAUAUUUCAGCAGGACAAUGCAAAACCACAUACUGCAGCUAUUACAACAGCAUGGCUUCGUCGUAGAAGAGUCCGGGUGCUGAACUGGCCUGCCUGCAGUCCAGCUCUUUCACCUAUAGAGAACAUUUGGCGCAUCAUUAAACGAAAAAUGGGUCAAAGACGACCACGAACUCUUCAGCAGCUGGAAAUCUAUAUAAGGCAAGAAUGGGACCAAAUUCCGACACCAAAACUCCAGCAACUCAUAGCCUCAAUGCCCAGACGUCUUCAAACUUUUUUGAAAAGAAAAGGAGAUACUACACCAUGGUAAACAUGCCCCGUGCCAACUAUUUUGAGACCUGUAGCAGAAAUCAAAUUUGAAUUGAGCUCAUUUUGUGCAUAAAAUUGUAAAAUUUCUCAGUUUAAACAUUUGCUAUGUUAUCUAUGUUCUAUUGUGAAUAAAAUAUUGGCUCAUGUGAUUUGAAA